Sphaerulina musiva SO2202 is the source of this 333-nucleotide messenger RNA. RefSeq names its product prefoldin subunit 1. The annotation marks the transcript as partial. The record is from RefSeq and is a predicted model, not a curated record. The transcript is spliced from 2 exons. Gene Ontology annotation, cellular component: prefoldin complex; cytoplasm. Gene Ontology annotation, biological process: protein folding. Gene Ontology annotation, molecular function: protein folding chaperone. Lineage: Eukaryota; Fungi; Ascomycota; Dothideomycetes; Mycosphaerellales; Mycosphaerellaceae.
CAGCUCCUCCUAGAGAUCGAGCAGAAAGCCGCCUUCGCAUCCCAGCAACUCCAGAUCGUCCGCGGGCAAAUCACCUCGAAGAACCGUGAAAGCCGAUUGUUGCAAUUGAGCGCAGUGGAAUUGGAUACUCUACCCAAGGAAACUCCAGUAUAUGAUGGAGUGGGAAAGAUGUUUGUGCUUACGACGACUGAAGAUGUGAAGAAGCGUCAGGCGAAAGAGGCUGCAGAUGUCAAGACGGAGAUUGCGAAUCUGGAAAAGAAGUUGAACUACUUGGACACGACGUACAAGAACACGCAGACGCACAUGAACGCCAUAUUGCAAAGGGGUGGCUGA